Tarenaya hassleriana is the source of this 1050-nucleotide messenger RNA. Its product is annotated as putative clathrin assembly protein At5g10410. The record is from RefSeq and is a predicted model, not a curated record. The transcript is spliced from 2 exons. Gene Ontology annotation, biological process: clathrin-dependent endocytosis; clathrin coat assembly; vesicle budding from membrane. Gene Ontology annotation, molecular function: 1-phosphatidylinositol binding; phosphatidylinositol-4,5-bisphosphate binding; clathrin heavy chain binding. Gene Ontology annotation, cellular component: clathrin-coated vesicle; clathrin-coated pit. The coding region runs from base 1 to 849 and encodes 282 amino acids. NCBI's taxonomy places the organism in Eukaryota, Viridiplantae, Streptophyta, Magnoliopsida, Brassicales, Cleomaceae.
AUGACGAAACUCAAAAGGCUAUUGGGAAAAUUCAAAGACAGGGCUUCAGAAGGAAAAGCCGUCGCCGUUCAUGCCUUCCGGCCGAACACAAAGUCUCUUCACUUAGCCCUUUUGAAAUCCACCAAUCACAACUACGACAACCCACCGGACGAUGACUACGUCGCCGCCGUCGUGUCCUAUUCCGGCAGCCGUCGGUACGGCCAAUCACUCAUCGUCCUCCACAAACUUAUCAAACCCGAACACGGGUUUAAUGGAGAAAUCUAUAUACAGGGUCAUCAUCUAUUUUUCACGGAAGGAAGAAACAAUCUCAAACUCAACAAUUUUCGUGAUGAAUCUUCUCAUCUGACCCUCGAGUUGUCUCCAUGGAUUAGAUGGUAUGCGAAAUAUCUGGAUUGCCUCUCGUCGACAUGCAGAGUUCUAGGGUUUUUCCCGAGCAUUACAGCUUACUCGAAAGACAAGGCCGUGGAGAAACAUCGUGUAUCGUGUUACAAAACCGGUCACAUAAUCGAACAAACCGGUUAUCUCGUGAGUUUCUUCGAACAUAUACGUCAAAGACCAGAAAAUCCGGCGCUAUACCGAAACAAGAUCGUGGACGAGAUCAGAGAACUCGUGGCCCAAGACUAUUUCUCGGUAAUGCGAUGGGUUAUGGUACGGCUUGAAGUGUUGAACGAGAGGUUGUCUAAACCGGGCGUUGGUUUUUCCGAGUCGGACGCAUUGGGCCCGGUUUUGGUGAGGCUUGAAAAGUCAACGGGAACGUUGACUGAGUUUCCUUGGCGGUACAGAGUUUUGGUGGAAGAUUUUUGGGGCGUCGUCAGGGGAUUGAAGGGUAAUGCCAUAAGGGGAAAGUGAAAUAAAAUGCUCGUGAGAUAUAAAUAUGUGGCUCGUGAACCGGUCCAAAUUGAACAGAAAACCGGCCCGGUUUUGAGUCGGUGUCAACGGUUUGGAUUUUGGUUUGUGAGUUGUGUAUAUAAUCAAUGUGGGGAUUAUCGAUUUGCUUGUAUAAAAUUUCGUAGUCAUUUCUCAUGUGUUUUGUAUAUAUCGAAAUAAAGA